AUGCAGCCAAUCGCCGAUCACCACAACGCCCUCCUGUCCGAGGUAGUUGCACAGGCCAACAGAGCACUUCCACUCGCGCAGCCAGAGCAUGAUGCCAGUCACCAGUACCCUGCUCAGGACCCUUGGCGGACUAAUUCCCUGAACGCUACUGCCUUCGAUGUGUACCGGCCGGGAAGUUUCAACCCCAGCACGGGUUUUUACGACGGCUCGUUGAACCUUCAAUACGGAGACAUCGAUCUGGGACUCGCCUUCCAGCUACCUCCGGUCUACCCUUCCAACGAUGUUUACGAUCAAUUCCAGCCGAUGAUGCCUACCAUGGACUGGAACCAGCCUACUCCGUUAUUUCAGCCCACUCCGGCGCCAGCAGGGUUGACUACUCCAGCCCCAGCCCCCACCACCGACGCUGCCAGCAUUCGCUGCCCCGAAGGCUGCCCUGAGACUUUCGGUCGCAACGAAGAAAUGCGGCGCCACAUGAAGAAGCAUGGAACGCCUCGCUUCAAGUGCCCCAUCUACGAUUGCCCCAUGACAUUCUACCGCAAGGACAAGCUGAAGGACCAUGCCAAGAAGGGCCACGGUAGCCGCGCAUCCCUGAACAUCCGUUAG
Molecule: messenger RNA, 603 nt
Organism: Alternaria infectoria
Lineage: Eukaryota; Fungi; Ascomycota; Dothideomycetes; Pleosporales; Pleosporaceae
Exons: 2
Coding region: 1-603 (200 amino acids)
Source: RefSeq, a predicted model, not a curated record